Messenger RNA from Penicillium roqueforti, 1332 nucleotides. Its product is annotated as putative inositol 5-phosphatase. The transcript has a single exon. The record is from RefSeq and is a predicted model, not a curated record. The coding region runs from base 1 to 1332 and encodes 443 amino acids. Gene Ontology annotation, molecular function: phosphatidylinositol-4,5-bisphosphate 5-phosphatase activity. Lineage: Eukaryota; Fungi; Ascomycota; Eurotiomycetes; Eurotiales; Aspergillaceae. Gene Ontology annotation, biological process: phosphatidylinositol dephosphorylation.
AUGGAUGAUCUUAAUCUCUAUGUGCUGACAUUUAACUGUGCAAGAAACAUUGUCGAUGUCGACGUGUUCGCGGACCACUUUUUCGACGCACUCCCCGCGUCUGGUGCGGGGAGCUCCGCACCCGACCUGAUUUUCCUCUCGCUACAAGAGAUCGCACCCAUUGCCUACUCGUUUCUCGGAGGAUCCUACCUUUCACCCUACUUCGAUGGAUUCCGCCGUGCCGUCCAGAAAGCCUCGGCACAAAAAUGGAGCCACCACUAUGUGAACUUCCUUACGGAAAAUACGGGAAUGACAGGCCUGAUGCUUUUCGCGCGCGAGGACACCCUGGCCAAGAUCGCCUGGAGUGACACCGCCCACGUCGGCUUCGGGGUUCAGGAAAUGGGAAACAAGGGUGCUGUUGGGGCACGCCUGGGAUAUGUUGUCGAAGGACUCCCAUCCAAGACCGUGGACCUCACUUUCGUGGCAGCCCAUCUCGCCCCCAUGGAGGACUUAUAUGAGCAAAGGAACAUGGAUUGGAAAAGCAUAGUUGAGCGCCUUGUGUUCACGCACGACACCAAGAGACCGGCAGAGGGUUCAACUGCGAAUGAAAAUACCGGCCUUCUCGACGACGCUGCAACGGCCCACGCGGAGGGCAGUCGCAGGGAUCUCUUCGCGCCCAACGCCUACCUAUUCCUUGCCGGAGAUCUCAACUACCGCACGUCGAAUGUCGGACCCUCAAUUCGAGAGAUCGAACAUUUCCCUCGGCGCAAUGUCGACAUUGAUAACCCGUCGCACUAUUCGCACCUUCUGAAGAACGACCAGCUCGUGCGCGAGAUGAGCUACGGCAGGACCUUCCACAGCCUGUCCGAAGCGCCUAUCCACUUCCCUCCCACGUACAAAUACUCGGACGCCGCGCGCGAAGCUGUCCGCCGGGGCUUGGACACCGACGAGCUUGAAUGGAACUGGUCGACUCACCGCUGGCCUAGCUGGUGCGAUCGAGUCCUUUACCUUGAUAAGCCCUCGUGGGUUGGUGAGGCCGGAAAGGUCAAACCGCUCGCUUACAACGCACUGCCUCUCUUCGCACAGUCGGAUCAUCGUCCCGUGGCGCUCGUUGUAUCGGUGCCGCUACUGCCCUCUAACGAAUCCUCGGACACCGAGAACAUCCGAGCUGUGGCUCCAUUCUCUAUUGAUCCGAGUUGGAAAUCCAAGCGAGACGCGGCGCGACGAAAGGAGAUUGCGGUGGGUGCAGUUGCGUAUCUGGGACUAACCAGGGAAGGAAAUGGGCUGCUGCUCGCGUCGUUGCUCGGUGUCAUCGGAGCGUGGUUCAUCCUUCGAUCUAUGCUGGAGGUUUGA